AAAGAAAAGGGACUGCUCUAAUACAACAGAUUUGAUAUUAAUCUUGCAGGACAGUAAGAACAUUUCAGCUCAAGAUAAAUGUUAAAACCCCUUAGAAAACCCUGUGGUUCUGUCAUUGAGCAAUGUGUGGCAAAGUGGAACACCACGGUACAUCAAGAGCGUUUAGUCCAUGUGAAUGUUGUAUAGUGUCUAUAUCUAGACUAAAUGGUGGUGAGGAAGAGGACAGUAACAUGAAAAUUAAGCUGUAAGGGCUUUAACUUAAAGUAGCCAUUAAUCUGAAGUCUGGAAUGGUGGUUGGGUUUUUGUUACAGCGGUAGUGAUGGAUGGAUGUUAUACUGCCUGAAGUCAUUACUAUUUCUGGUGAUGUUUCCCUGUCACUAGGAAAUGAGCAUUUUUAGUUUCUUUCUGUGUGCUUUUGACACGUUCAGUCUAAAUCUUAAUUCUUAGAAUAAUUCUGUCUUUUAGAAAAGGCCUAAGCUGCUUAUAACUAAAAGAUGAUGGAGAUAAAAAUGCAUCCUUUUGUUUCUGUCAUCUUUCUAAACCUGCCUAUUGCUGCUUGCUAUGACUGUGGAUUUCUUUCAGUCGCUCUUAAUUGUUUUGCAUAAAGCUGCUUUCCAAGAUGCCAAUGUUUGCUUGUUUGUGUUUGACUGCAUCUACUUCAGUGAUGUCAGCCUGAUGGACAGGCCUCUGUGUGAGCAUUGCAAGUUCCUCUAUGAUAACACGGUUGAAAUCCCUGACCGGCUCCUCUUCUCAGAGAUGAAGCACGUCACGAAAGCUUUGGAUCUGGCAGAUACGAUCACCCACAUCAUUCGUGAGGGACUGGAAGGACUGGUGUUGAAAGAUAUAAAGGCAGGUUCAUAUUUACUCUUCACUGGGUAUGCCGGGAGUUGGGGAGUAACAGCAGGCAGAUCUGUGGAUGAAGCACACAAAGCUGAGCAUCCUGGAAAUCUCUGGGUUCUUACUGAUGCUGACAUCCAAUCCAAGUUGCUCCUUAUAGAUGUGAGCACUGCUGUGCUCUUGCAGUGUUAAGCUGGAUAAAAGCAAGGGCUGUUUGAGGGGACAGCUGUCCCCCAGAUGAUCUUUCUGACUGGGGGUUCUUACCCUGUUCUGCACAGGGUAAUUAAGAACCAGGGAAGCGGCACUGGCUGAAAGUGAAGAAGGAUUACCUAAAUGGGGGUGCCAUGACUGACAUGGCAGACCUGGUGGUGCU
Pezoporus occidentalis (night parrot) is the source of this 1210-nucleotide messenger RNA. RefSeq names its product DNA ligase 3-like. Gene Ontology annotation, molecular function: DNA ligase (ATP) activity; ATP binding. The transcript has 3 exons. The coding region runs from base 562 to 1029 and encodes 155 amino acids. The record is from RefSeq and is a predicted model, not a curated record. Gene Ontology annotation, cellular component: nucleus; DNA ligase III-XRCC1 complex. Gene Ontology annotation, biological process: DNA recombination; lagging strand elongation; double-strand break repair. Lineage: Eukaryota; Metazoa; Chordata; Aves; Psittaciformes; Psittacidae.